Messenger RNA from Trichechus manatus latirostris (Florida manatee), 1977 nucleotides. It is a transcript of the gene TRIM10, whose product is annotated as tripartite motif containing 10. Gene Ontology annotation, cellular component: cytoplasm. Gene Ontology annotation, biological process: innate immune response; protein ubiquitination. The record is from RefSeq and is a predicted model, not a curated record. Gene Ontology annotation, molecular function: zinc ion binding; ubiquitin protein ligase activity; protein binding. NCBI's taxonomy places the organism in Eukaryota, Metazoa, Chordata, Mammalia, Sirenia, Trichechidae. Bases 249 to 1694 code for a protein of 481 amino acids. The transcript is spliced from 7 exons.
GAGGCAAAUGGGGGCUUUGUCCUUGUGGGUGGCCUUGUGUGUGUCCGUGCCCUUGUGUGUGUGUGACUGUGUGGGUGCUGGUGCAUAUUUGAGAUGUGCCUGUGUCUGGCCGUGUGCACAGGCGGCUGUAUGAGCGUGUGGUGUGUGUCCUCACUGCUUUCCCAGCCCUCCUUCCUCAGCCAAGCAGAGAGGGCAACCUUGAGGACUGACCUUGAGUCUGAAUCCUGACUCUGCACGGCAGCACCAAAAUGGCAGCCGCCGCCUCUGUGACCAGCCUGGCCGAUGAGGUCAACUGCCCCAUCUGCCAAGGCACCCUGAGGGAGCCGGUCACCAUUGACUGUGGCCACAACUUCUGCCGCGGCUGCCUCAUCCUCUACUGCCAGAUCGCGGGCCCGGACCCCGAGGAGCCCCCGACCUGCCCGCUCUGCAAAGAGCCCUUCCGCCCAGGGGGCUUCCGGCUCAACUGGCAGCUGGCCAGCGUGGUGGACAACAUCGAGCGCCUCAAGCUGGUGUCCUCACCCGGUUCGGCAGAGGAGGACGUCUGCCAAGAGCAUGGGGAGAAGAUCUACUUCUUCUGCGAGGAUGAUGAGAUGCAGUUGUGUGUGAUGUGCCGGGAUGCCCGGGAGCACCGGGCCCACACGGUGCGCUUCCUGGAGGACGCGGCAGGGCCGUACAGGGAACAAAUACAGAAAUGUCUUGAGUGUCUAAGGAAAGAGAGAGAAGAGAUUCAAGGGAUCCAGUCAAGAGAAAACCAAAGGAUACAAGUCCUCCUGACUCAGGUGGCCACCAAGAGACAAAAGGUAGUUUCUGAGUUUACACAUCUGAGCCAAUUCCUAGAGGAACAACAGAGCAUCCUCUUAGCCCAGUUGGAGAGGCUGGAUGGGGACAUCUUGAAGCAACAAGAAGAGUUUGAUUUUCUGGUCACUGAAGAAAUCUGCCGGUUCAGCGCUCUGAUUGCAGAGCUGGAGGAGAAGAACGAGAAGUCAUCAAGGGAGCUCCUGAUGGAUAUCAGAAGCACUCUAAUACGAUGUGAAACCAGAAAGUGCCGGAAACCAGAGGCUGUGUCCCCUGAGCUGGGCCAGAGAAUUCGGGACUUCCCCCAGCAGGCCCUCCCGCUGCAGAGGGAGAUGAAGAUGUUUCUGGAAAAUCUCUGCUUCGAGUUGGACUAUGAGCCAGCUCACAUUUCCCUAGACCCCCAGACUUCUCACCCCAAGCUCCUCUUGUCUGAGGACCACCAGCAGGCUCGGUUCUCCUACAAGUGGCAGAACUCGCCAGACAACCCCCAGCGUUUUGACCGGGCCACCUGUGUCCUGGCCCAUGGAGGCUUCACAGGGGGGAGACACACGUGGGUGGUGAGUGUAGACUUGGCCCACGGGGGCAGCUGCACUGUGGGUGUGGUGAGUGAGGAUGUGCGGCGGAAGGGGGAGCUUCGUCUGCGGCCAGAGGAGGGAGUGUGGGCGGUGAGGCUGGCAUGGGGCUUCGUCUCGGCUCUGGGCUCCUUCCCCACACGCCUGACCCUAGAGAAGCAGCCCCGGCAGGUGCGGGUGUCUCUGGACUACGAGGUGGGUUGGGUGACCUUCGUCAAUGAUGCUACCCAUGAGCCCAUCUACACCUUCACGGCCUCCUUCACUGGGAAGGUCUUUCCCUUCUUUGGGCUCUGGGGCCGAGGGUCCAAUUUCUGCCUGAGCUCCUGAGAGAGUGGUGUUACCUUCCUUUAAGUACAAGGCUUAAACAGAAUUCUCUGUGGACUUGGCGCUUGGCUGAGUCCCUUGUAAGACUUGGAAUAGAUAUUACUGCUUUAAAUGAUGAGCUGGGAGUUAGGAUUUUGGCAAAGGACAAGGUGAGAUGAUUUUCAACCCAAUGUUCAAAUCCUUCUCCCAAUGCCCAGUGGAUGGUAAGGGUACCCGGGGACUCAGGCCACUGCUGGCACUUCUCACUACCAUUUCCACCAGACACAGAAGUAGCUGUGUAGAGGAA